This is a messenger RNA of Knipowitschia caucasica, 717 nucleotides long. NCBI's taxonomy places the organism in Eukaryota, Metazoa, Chordata, Actinopteri, Gobiiformes, Gobiidae. The record is from the annotation of a GenBank genome assembly.
AUGUCUGUGAGCAUCUUCGAAGUGACUGAUGCAGACUCCGGAACAUACCAGUGUGUUCUGAGGAGAUCACUGAUAAAAGAUGGAGUCGAAACAUUCAGGAUCAAAGUCACAAACAAUCCAGACGCAGCUGUAAAUCCCACUUUCACUCUCAGACCUGAACGUUCUCCUCCCGUCUCUGUGAAACCCAGCUCUGGAGACGUCUCUACAGUCGCAGCAGAAGAUCAAAGUGUCUCCAGAGAUCCUCACAGUUCCACUCCUGAGCAUCAGCAGAACAAAGAACCAGAGCCGAGCCUCCUCCUCCUCCUCCUCCUGCUCCUCCUGGUCCCUCUGGUCCUGAUGCUGUCUGUGGUCGUCUGCUACAAACAAAGGAAAUCAGACGAACCUGGAUGGGACAGCAUUACGAUUCGUGAAGCGUAUGGUCUCGCUAUGUACCUGGAGGAUGAGACAUUUUUACAGUUUCUGCACUUUUUCUACCAGCUCAUGCCAGAAGUGGACAUUCUGUACAACACACUGCAAAAACGCAGUGUCGAUGCGACCACAGUUAAUCGUGCUAUGGACAGCUUCAAAGACGCUGGAGUUGUGUUUGAGCCUUGUGCUGCUGUCACAGAGUCUGCAGACAUCACGUACCAGUCUCUCUGUGCAGAAACAAGAGAACACAACAUCUACAGCUCUCUGACCGCUCUGGGGACACCUCCCCCUGGUGGUCAGCGUCUGUAA